Messenger RNA from Chrysoperla carnea, 562 nucleotides. It is a transcript of the gene Lamtor2, whose product is annotated as ragulator complex protein LAMTOR2 homolog. Gene Ontology annotation, cellular component: Ragulator complex. Gene Ontology annotation, molecular function: guanyl-nucleotide exchange factor activity; molecular adaptor activity. Lineage: Eukaryota; Metazoa; Arthropoda; Insecta; Neuroptera; Chrysopidae. The record is from RefSeq and is a predicted model, not a curated record. The transcript is spliced from 2 exons. Gene Ontology annotation, biological process: positive regulation of TOR signaling; cellular response to amino acid stimulus. Bases 93 to 470 code for a protein of 125 amino acids.
AAGAACCUAAUUUGACAUUUGACAUUUGAGUAAUGACAAUAUUGUUUUUGUUAGUAUAAUAUUGAAAAUUCUAAUUACAAAAGCUUUUAGAAAUGUUGAAAUCAAAAGCUUUAGUUCAAGUCUUAAGCCAAGCAAAUACUGGUGGCGUAGAAAAUACAUUGUUAUUAAAUCAUGAAGGAGCUUUAUUAGCAUACAGUUGUUAUGGAUCAAAAAAUUCACGAGUAACAGCUGCAAUAGUGAGUAAUAUAUGGGCAGCUUAUGAAAAAAAUGGUCGAACAGCAUUCCGUGAUGAUAAACCACAAAUGAUACUGAUGGAGUGUAUGGAUGGACGUAUCGCUAUUACACAAGUCGCAAAUUUAUUAUUGUGUCUUUAUGCACGCAGUCAUGUUGGUUUUGGAUUAUUGCGUCAAAAAGCGAUGGCAUUAGCUGAAUAUCUUGAAGGGCCUUUAAAACAAGUUGUUACAUCCUGAAUAUAAUCAAAAUAUUUCUUGUCUUUCUUUUUUAUCAUUAUUAUAUAAUUAUUAUUGUAUGUAAAUAUAUUAUGCAAAAUAAAUUUGUUAUG